AAUUUAUAGAGCGGGAAUUUAUUUGUUUAUCCAUUGUAAAUUUAUGGUUUAUUUUAUGAACUGUGGUGUAAAUCUUUUUAUUUAUCUUGCAUUGCAAGAUUGGUAGUAAAGUAUAUUUAAUUAAAAACGAAAAUAAUGGCAUCUUCAUCAGUUCGUCGAACUUCCCGUUCAAAAAAACCUAGUAUGAAAGCAUUGGAAUCUUUACGCUCUCUCAAAAUCCAAAAUUCAGGUCUGGUUCAUCCAAUAAUUAGCGAUAAAGACGAUACAGAUGAAGAAAUAUACGAGGGAUAUUACCAAGAGGAUAUUCAAAAACCAAAAAUAAUUCAUGAAAACGAAGUUGUGCAUGGAGAAGAUAUGUUUAAUUUUCCUAGACGAAAAACCAAAGAUGGAAUAGCUCAGAAAGUAGCAGAGGCAUUUCUUUUAAAAACCCCACAUAAUAUUAGAAAAAAGACAAAGAAAAACAUUGAAAAAUUGUUAAAGGAAGACAGUGAGAGUGAUUUUGAAGCUUCGUCUGAAGAGGACGAGAGUAACAGCAGUAGUGAAUCAUCAGAUAGUAGUGAUACAGACGAAUCUGAUUAUAAGGCAAAAGGACAAAAAUUGCAAUUUAAAGAACCAAAACUACAAAGUCUACGGACUAUGAAUAGAAAUUACAACAUUCAAACUGAGGAAUAUUUUGAAAAAUCAUCUUCUAAAAAAAACGUUACAUCAAAUAAUACUUUAGAAAAACUCGAAACACCUCGUUUACCUCAGUAUCAGUUACAAAAACUCUUAAGCAACUCUAUAUCUUCAAAUAUGCACAAGGAUGCUAUGAUAAAAUUAAACAAAGUGAAUGACAGUUGUUUUAAAAAGUGGUUAUACUUUCUAAAUGAAAAUUUCAACAUACUUCUGUAUGGUUUAGGUUCGAAAAGACAUAUUUUAAAUAAGUUUCAAAAUACAUAUUUAAAGAAUUUACCAGUGAUUGUAGUAAAUGGGUAUUUCCCUAGUCUUUCAGUAAAGAAUAUUUUAGAUGCUAUUAUAGGUUUGUUAGAAUUGGAAAAUAACCCGGGAAACCCAAUUGAAGCAUGCGAUUUAAUUGUUCAGGAAAUGAAAAAUAUUCCUGACAGUCAUUUAUAUGUAAUAAUUCACAAUAUUGAAGGAGAAACUCUCAGGAAUGGUAAAGCUCAAAACAUACUUGCAAGGUUAGCUUCAAUUUCCAAUGUUCAUUUUAUAGCAUCUAUAGACCAUAUCAAUGCUCCCUUAAUAUGGGACCAUAAAAAACUUAGUAAAUUCAAUUAUAUUUGGUGGGAUGCUACAUCUUUUGCUCAAUACAUAGAAGAAACAUCAUAUGAACAGUCCAUGAUGGUUCAACAGAGCCAUACUUUAGCUCUGUCAUCUUUAAGGAAUGUUUUUGCCUCUCUAACUUCAAAUUCUAAGAGUAUAUAUAAUUUAAUAGUUAAAUAUCAGCUAGAAAAUGCCAAAAGUCAAUACUAUCAGGGUCUAGCUUUUAAGGAUUUGUAUAGGACUUCUAGAGAUUCCUUUAUAGUAAGUUCUGAUUUAGCAUUGAGAGCUCAGUUAAUCGAGUUUGUUGACCAUAAGAUGCUUAAAAUAAAAAGGUCAGUGGAUGGUACGGAAUAUCUGUUGAUUCCAUUAGAAAAUCAGUUAUUACAGAAGUUCUUGGAUGAAAAUAAAUAGAUAUUUUUUAACUAUUUGGCUUAAUAUUAGGAUUGUUUUAAAGUAUGUCAUUUUGUUGUACUAAUUUUUGUAAUUAUUAUUUAUAAAUAAAAGUUGUUUUCAUUUUUUCAUGAAUUACUAUUCAGGAAAAAAUAAUUUGACAGUUAU
Psylliodes chrysocephalus is the source of this 1818-nucleotide messenger RNA. Lineage: Eukaryota; Metazoa; Arthropoda; Insecta; Coleoptera; Chrysomelidae. The record is from the annotation of a GenBank genome assembly.